Messenger RNA from Maylandia zebra (zebra mbuna), 3623 nucleotides. It is a transcript of the gene adam9b, whose product is annotated as ADAM metallopeptidase domain 9b. The record is from RefSeq and is a predicted model, not a curated record. NCBI's taxonomy places the organism in Eukaryota, Metazoa, Chordata, Actinopteri, Cichliformes, Cichlidae. Gene Ontology annotation, cellular component: plasma membrane. Gene Ontology annotation, biological process: proteolysis. Gene Ontology annotation, molecular function: metalloendopeptidase activity.
AAAGCCACACCCAUCGUUAGCCACCUGACAAGGAGCAGGAAGCAAAGACACAACGCAGGCACUCUGUGGGCCUAACCGGGACGCAAUCUACAGACUUCAAAAAUGAUCAUCAAAAAUCACAUCCUAAUAACUGUUUUUGUUUUUUCCUUUAUUUCUGGGAUCGAUAACAAAGAUGCUUUCCAGGGGUUUACAUCAAAGCUUUCCAAGUAUUCCAUUGUAAAUCCUCAAGCGAUUCAUAGAGGGUCUAGGAGCAUCAACAGACAACAUCAUUUAAAAGAUAAAUAUGGAGAUGAGACAGUGUCAUAUGCAGUCAACAUAAACAACCAAAAGCAUGUCAUUCAUCUAAAAAAGAACAGAGACUUCUUACACCCAAAUUUUGUUCAAUAUUCACGUGACGCUGCCGGGAACUACAACACAUCGUAUCCGAAAGAACAUGUACAUUGUUAUUACCAUGGGGAGGUGGAAGGCUAUAAGGAUUCAAUGGUAGCGCUGAGCACGUGCUCUGGUCUCAGGGGUGUGAUCUUCUUUGAAAAUAAGGCCUUUGGCCUGGAGCCUGUGCCACAGUCCACCACCAAUGACCACCUUCUCUACCUUUUGGAGGACGUUCAGACCGAGCCCAUCACCUGUGGAGUCGUUACUGAGGCUACUUCAGUGCCGAGCCACGAACCCUUUGAGCCUGGCCAAUCCCUGACUUCUCUGCUGCGGAGAAAACGCAAUUUACCACAGACCAGUUAUGUGGAGUUGGUGCUGGUUGUGGAUAAUCUCAGGUAUACUUUUAAGAAAAACAAUGCAACAGCAGUGAGAGAGGAGAUGGUGCAAAUGGCUAAUCUACUGGACGGGUACUACAAGCAGCUGAACAUCCGAGUUGUCCUGGUGGGCCUGGAGAUUUUUAAGGAUAGUAAUCCUUUUAGUGUGGACGGCAGUGCAGGAAAUGUGUUGGGAAAUUUUGUUCAGUGGAGGAAGACUUUUCUGAUACCCAAAAUCAGGCAUGACAUUGGACAACUCAUUGUUGGUCAGUCUGGGGCAUAUCCAGGAGGUGUAUUAGGUAUGGCCUUUGUGGGCACAGUCUGCUCUGCCUCAAGUUCUGGAGGAAUCAAUGUGUUUAGCAACAACAAUUUGGCUUUUGUCUCCACUGUGGUGGCUCAUGAGAUGGGUCAUAACCUGGGCAUGAAUCAUGACUCUGCGAACUGCGCCUGUAAUGGAAAAAGCUGCAUCAUGUCAGGAGGUGCCAGUGGUGCCACAAAUUUUAGCCAGUGCAGUGAAGCAGAUUUUGAAGCACUGAUUUUAAGAGGAGGAGGCCUGUGUCUGAGAAAUCAGCCCGCUGCAUCAAAUGUGAUUAGCAAUCCUGAGUGUGGCAACGGCCUACUGGAACAAGGGGAGCAGUGUGAUUGUGGCAAACCACAGGAAUGUACGAAUAAGUGCUGCAAUGCUGCCACAUGUACAUUUACCCACGGAUCUGCAUGUGCUCACGGAGCAUGUUGUGAAAACUGUCAGCUGAAAGUUGCAGGAACGCCAUGCAGAAAUUCUGUCAAUACCUGUGAUCUUCCUGAAUAUUGUAAUGGAAGAAAUGAAUCCUGUCCGAAUGACUUUUAUCUCAUGGAUGGUCUGCCCUGUGAAAACAAUGCUGCGUAUUGCUAUGAAGGACGCUGCCAGACAUAUGAUUAUCAGUGCGGACAUCUGUUUGCACCAGAUAAUGCAAUAAAAGCAGCAGAUAUUUGUUUCCAAGUUGCAAAUAUUCAGGGAGAUCAGUUUGGUAACUGUGGAUCCAACAGCAAUGGAAACUACAUCAAAUGUACUUUAGCAAAUACCAUGUGUGGAAAGGUGCAGUGCACCAACGUGAAUGUGAAUAACCCUCCUCCUGGUGCCACAGUCACUAUCAAAAUAGUUGCUGGGAAGACUUGUGUUAAUGCAGACUUCAACCUUGGCACAGAUGUGCUGGACCCAGCCUAUGUUAACCCUGGCAGCCCCUGUGCUACAGGAAAGACCUGUGUGAACUUUCAGUGUGUGAAUGCCUCUGCUCUCCUGCCCAACUUGAUCUGUGAUGCAAAAACCACCUGUAAUGGCCGAGGGGUUUGUAACAACCUAGGUCACUGCCACUGUGAAAAUGGCUGGGGCCCACCCUACUGUGACAGGUCAGGGUGGGGUGGCAGCAUAGACAGCGGCCCUGCUCAAAUAGACUACUCCCUCAGAAACGGCCUGCUGAUCUUCUUCCUCUUGGUGGUUCCUCUUCUGGUUCUUCUCAUUUUGGUGCUCCUUUACAUCUUUAGGAGAGAGUCCUUAGAGCCUUGCCUCAAAAGGUUACGUAAGACUCAGACCAAAAACACAAAUGCAGGCUCAAACAGCAAUGCUCAAACGGGUGCCAGACCCAUACCUCCACCUGAGCGUCCCACCAACCGGCCUGCAUUUCCAGCAGCUGCCUCAACUCCAGUUUCUGGUUUCAAGUACGGAGAAACGAACUACUGGGAUGAUGAAAACAGUCAUGACCCCCCUGAACAACCACCUCCUGUACAAGGCCCUGGAGUACCCAGACCAAUCCAACCGAAACAUCUACCAAGCUAAUUGCUUUCAUACAGUAUCAUUUAAAUUAUUUUCUGAAGUUAUGAAUUUGCUACAGAUCAAAACUGUAUGAAGAGACUAUUUUAAAAUACUAAUUAAAGGCACGCUGUUUGUAAGAUUGACUGUUAUUAUGUGGUAGUGGAUGAGGCUGGUAAAUGUUUACUGACUGUUUUAUUAGGUCUUUUUACUAUUUGGGGAUACAUGCAAAUAAAAUUCAAAAAGAGUUUUAUAUUUUACAUCAUCGUGCUUUUAAAAAAAUAAAUAUUAUUGAUGUUUCUUGCAGUUAAAUGCAAUUGUUAUAAUGUGUGCGAUGUAAUAAUGAAGGGUAUCAAAAAUGGACUUUGAUUGUUUCGUUGUAACUGAGUAAAAAAUUCUUGUGGCUUUUAAAUUAUUUCUACACUAAGAAUAGAAACAGAAACACUGUGUGUAGAAUCAUAGAGUCAAAAUGGCAAAAAAAUAAAUAAAAUGUAAAACUAAAUAAAGCUUCAGCAUCCAGCCCAUUUUGGCCACUUAAGAUGUGUUGAUAGAACUGCAAUUUAUUUAUUUUGAAAUUUCUGUUGCCCUCAAUACUAUGCCUCUUUUUUACUCUUUUGUUUUUGUUUUUUAAAUAAAGGGUAUAUAAAAGUGGCUUUGCCAAUAACAACUUCUUGAGGCUUCUACCUUGUGACAGGAAUGUGACUCAAAACUAACUUGAAAUCAUUUCAUCACAUCAGAUAUUUUUGACAUAUUUUGAAAGAUGAUAGAAUAUUAUUUCAAACAUGCAAAUAUAAUUGAAAUAACAAGAGAGAAAAAACAAAACUUAAAAAUCAUCAAGUUUUCAUAUAUAUUUCUACAUAAUGUGUGUGCUUGAAAAGGAGUAGGAUGAAGUUUACACUUUUCCUGUUCCUACCCCCUUAUUUCAAAUUUCAUUGCUUACAAAUCCAUAUCCAGAAUUCAACAUUAUUUGAUCCAUAUAUGUUUAACUGUGUACAAGUCUAACACAUUGAACAUACACAAAUAAAACCAUUUUCAGCACAUAAACCAAAACAACAACAAACUACAUUUUUACAUAAACUAAUCACCCUGUG